CUAGGCCAAUUCCGAUUGUGGGGAUGUAGGCCGGCUAUAUACCACAGAGAGAAUUGCGAGCCCGCAGUUUUUUCAGGUGUAUCAUCGAUAGUGUUUUGUGAGUUAACCCAAGUGAGGAUUACUUGUGGGUCACCGAAUAUAAUAUGAUCAAACAUAUAACUCUCCUCCUGAUGGGGGUCACGGUUAUUCUAGCCCAAAGGAGAUUGGCUCUGCCCGACCCAAGAAGUUGUGCAAACAGAGUACGUCAUUCAACCUAUAGAGACGCCCGGGGAGUCACACAUUCAUAUUUCUUCAGUUGGGAACAUGCCCCCACUAGAAAUCUGGAAGUUGACUGGUUAGACUCCCGAAACAUUUGCAGGAGACAUUGUAUGGACGCAGUCUCUUUGGAAACCCCCCAGGAAAAUGAGUUUGUUAAGCAAAGAAUCAUCAGAGGAAAUGUCAGAUACAUCUGGACCUCCGGAAGAAAAUGUAACUUUGCUGGUUGUGACCGUCCCGAUCUACAACCUCCAAAUAUUAACGGCUGGUUCUGGUCUGGAUCUGGAGCGAAAAUUGGUCCAACCACACAAAGAAACUCCGGAGACUGGAGUGCCACCGGAGGCUACGGACAACCGCAGCCUGAUAACAGAGAAGCAGCUCAGGGCAAUGAUGAAUCCUGUCUUGCUAUUCUGAACAACUUUUACAAUGACGGAACCAAAUGGCAUGACGUCGCCUGCCACCAUCUCAAGCCUUUCGUCUGUGAAGAUAGCGAAGAAUUGUUGAAUUUUGUCGCCUCAAGGAACCCUGGAAUUCGUCUAUAAAAACCAGCUUGCAACUUAAUCAAUUUUAUGUAAACUGCAAAACGUGAACGACUGUAUGAUGGUACUGUAUGUGUUGUACAAAGUCGCUAUGACUUACAAAUUCAAUUCAAUUUGUAGAUUUACAGAUUACUUAAUAGUAUUCAACCUUCUUUGUACCUUAUUGACGAUGAUGAUAGUGUAAAAACGUAGAAAGAUAAAUUUGAAGAUAAGCAAAGUCUUCAUAACACAUAUCAUAUUUUUCAUAAAUUUGAUUUCCGCUGUAAAGCACGCUUUUUGUGCUAACUUCCUUUGCAUGUGAAUAUUGCUUUUGCUUUUCUAUUUCGAAUCUCAAUGAUGUAGUAGUGUAUAUCUAUUUUAUUUUACUUUAAUAAACUUAUUUAUAUUU
Molecule: messenger RNA, 1182 nt
Organism: Dendroctonus ponderosae (mountain pine beetle)
Lineage: Eukaryota; Metazoa; Arthropoda; Insecta; Coleoptera; Curculionidae
Exons: 6
Coding region: 144-797 (217 amino acids)
Source: RefSeq, a predicted model, not a curated record